Uranotaenia lowii is the source of this 2415-nucleotide messenger RNA. RefSeq names its product fidgetin-like protein 1. The coding region runs from base 414 to 2273 and encodes 619 amino acids. Gene Ontology annotation, molecular function: ATP binding; ATP hydrolysis activity; microtubule severing ATPase activity. The transcript has 3 exons. The record is from RefSeq and is a predicted model, not a curated record. Lineage: Eukaryota; Metazoa; Arthropoda; Insecta; Diptera; Culicidae.
ACGUUUUGUUGAAACCAACCCCCUUUCUUUUUCUGCGUGAAGAGUCAAGUCAGUGUGGGUCAGUGCUAAUACCAUAGUUUAGAUCAAGGUUUUUAGAAACACACCUUGGUUUCCUCACUUCCUCACAUGAUGGCGUGCUUGAUGUGUCGCCUUGUUUUUUGAAGAGUGAAUUAUAUUGGUUUUAUUAUUUUAUUAAUCUAGUGUAACAUUUCAAAAAGGCGAAACCAGUAGCUAGCUCGAAACGAGAAAAUCGUGUGCAUUAUAUUCACUAAUACUGUUCGUUGCAAGAACUUUAACCACUUUAACCUUUUUACGAUAAAUUUCGGAUAUUUUCGAGUAUCGCCCUGUUUUGUUUUUGUUAUAGUUGGGAGUGGAAACGAAAUAUGCGCAAAUUUGAAAAUAAAUAAAAAAAAAUGGAUACUAUAGAAAAGCAAAAUACUUAUCUUGAAAGUUUGCUAGACUAUUUAGAAGGAACCAAGCUUCCCUGUGCCGAUCCGUUCCAGAAAGUUUCUGAUCUUCGAAACGUGACUUCUUUGCUUUAUGCCGAAGCACUGAAAACUAAGGAUGAACGAUUCGCAUGUUCCUUGUUGCGGGAACAUUUGGACGCUUACCAGGAUGCAGUUAUUGAUCCUGAUUCGGUGAACAAUUACUGUGAUGAAAUUAUGAAUCUGCUGGCUACAGGUCCAGAAGAAUUGGACGAGGAAGAUGAAACUGACAUAAAAGAAAGCUUUCUAGGUGAUCCUGCGGAAUACAUCUCAAGCCGAUCAUGUCAAGGUCAGUUCGAAGGUUGCCGUAGUUGGGAACCGUCAGAGAGCCCUCUGAAAAUACCUUUUCUUGAUAAAUCGAAACCGAUGACUGAAAUGAUGAUUUCAAAAAUCGUGAAACCUAGUAACAGUUUGUUCCAGCCUAAAUCGAAUUCGGUACCUGGUAUAACGCAACUUGAAAGCGCGUCGAAUUCGAUCGAGGAGAUAUCUAAACGAGUGUUUUCCCCAACACCGUCUACGUUUGCGUCCAAAUUACCUCCGAUCAGUAAAGCGUUGCGACCUCAGCAAGAAACUUACAGCGAACCGCAAUCUACCUCAAAGCCGACGAACCAAACCCCGAAUGAUCCACAGGAAUCUUCAAACAGCAGCUUUCGAACCGCUAAGGACGAGCUUCAAAUACAGAACAUCAAGAAAUACGGCACGAUCAAUCCACCGGGAAAGGCACCGCUUUUUGCAUACGGCAAGAAAUCACUAGGAGGACGACGUACUCUCGGAAGCAAAUUUGUAUGCCCGGUGAGAAACGAUGGAUCCGACACGGUCAAACAAGGCGGUAGCUCUCCGGCUUCUUCUCAGGACAGCCAAGAGGAGGAGGUGGACGAAAGGUUGCGACAUAUCGACCCGAAGAUGGUGGAACUGAUACGGAGUGAAAUAAUGGAUCGUUUUACACCACUCAGUUGGGACGAUAUUGCUGGACUGGAAUAUGCUAAAACAAUAAUCCAGGAGGCCGUAGUUUGGCCGAUACUUCGGCCAGAUAUCUUUACUGGAUUGAGAAGACCACCACGAGGUAUUUUGCUAUUUGGUCCACCGGGGACAGGCAAAACACUCAUUGGAAAAUGUAUAGCUUCUCAAUCAAAAUCAACGUUUUUCAGUAUAAGUGCUUCAUCGCUUACCUCAAAAUGGAUCGGAGAUGGUGAAAAAAUGGUACGAGCUCUAUUUGCGGUGGCAUCCGUCCACCAACCGGCCGUUGUAUUCAUUGAUGAAAUCGAUUCGCUACUUUGCCAACGUUCCGAAACUGAACAUGAAAGUUCACGCCGAUUGAAGACAGAGUUUCUUGUACAACUUGAUGGAGCUGCUACAGCAGAAGACGAACGAAUCUUGAUCGUUGGAGCCACAAACCGUCCUCAGGAAUUAGAUGAAGCCGCACGCCGCCGAUUGGUGAAGCGAUUAUACAUUCCAUUGCCAGAAUUAUCCGCAAGGAUUCAAAUACUGACGAGACUUUUGCUCAGCGAGAAAAACUCACUAACCGCUGAUGAAAUCAACCAAAUUGGACAGCAAACCGAUGGAUUUUCUGGUGCGGAUAUGAAGGUUCUCUGCCACGAGGCUUCCAUGGGACCCAUCCGAUCGAUUCCCUUCAAUCAGUUGGGUGAAAUUGGCAAGGACGAUGUGCGACCGGUUAGCUACGAUGAUUUUCGUACAGCUCUUGGGCGUGUUCGUGCUAGCGUUUCACCAGGAGAUCUGACCCAGUACGUCAAGUGGGAUCAGCUGUACGGAUCUGGAACCACGUGUUAAUAAAAAAAAAACGAUAAACAGCAACGAAUUGAGUUUUAUAGAAUUACAAGGCAAAUGAGCAUUGCUGUGGAAGAAACUUUUGUUUGUUUUAAUGUAGCAUGAAGCAAUGGAAAUUUCAUUAAUCAGAACUUGAAGGUUUUGG